This is a messenger RNA of Ostertagia ostertagi, 1350 nucleotides long. The record is from the annotation of a GenBank genome assembly. Lineage: Eukaryota; Metazoa; Nematoda; Chromadorea; Rhabditida; Trichostrongylidae.
AUGAACGCUUUUCAGACAGAAGUGAAAACAGAUUUGAAGAAUAAUGGGAAAGAAGUUUCUGCUGCACCGAUCUCGCCACCCCUGAAAGCACAACAAAAUGGAAUAACGCAAUCAUCUAUACAACCUUCACCUGGUCUAAAUACAAUGAUGGGUGCACUAACCACUAAAACAGCCACGCAAGGACCAAACCUUGCUGCGCAUGGACGACUACCUAACAUUACAGCACCUGACUCACUUUACGCACCACCAACUGCAAUCCCACAACCUUGUGGUGCAGAAACUAAGCGAUUGACCACUACUAACCUUUCUCCGCCUCCAGCCACCAAACCUCCACUAACCGCUUUAGCCGCACCACCAUCUCAGUAUUCUCGUGCAACACCGCUUGUUGGAGCAGCUGCCAUGAACAACGCUGACAAGUGUCCAGUAAUCUCAACAACGGUUCCACCUCGCACAGCUUCUCCUGGAACACCAGUAACCGGUGCACCUACUGCAACCGCCGUAUAUCCCGUGGCCACCACACAUCCAACCUCUCCUGGACCACCAGUGGCCGGUGCAGUCACACCAACCGUCAAGCAGCCAGUAAUAUCAACAACAAUUCCACCUCGCACAGCUUCUCCUGCACUACCAUUGGCUGGUGCAGCUACUGCAACCGCCAUAUAUCCAGUAACCGCCGCACCGACCCCACCUCCAGCUUCUCCUGGAACACCAGUGACCGGUGCAGUCACACCAGCAGGUAAAGAGGCAGUAAUCUCAACAAUGGCUCCGCCUUGCACAGCUUCUCCUGGACCACCAUUGGCUGGUGUGACUACCAAGCCGGAAGUUGCGAACAAGCGGUCUAAGACCCCAGCAGCAGUGGGAAAAACACAGCAGCCCGAAAAACUCCCACCUCCAGCUUCUCCUGGAACACCAGUGACCGGUGCAGUCACACCAGCAGGUAAAGAGGCAGUAAUCUCAACAAUGGCUCCGCCUUGCACAGCUUCUCCUGGACCACCAUUGGCUGGUGUGACUACCAAGCCGGAAGUUGCGACAAGCGGUCUAACGCUCACCGCGACAGCAGUGAAUCCAACUGUGCUACAAACAGCUCCUGUGGCAAAGGCUGGUCCUGUGACCACCCAAGCGCAAGCUGAUAAGAAGACCCCAGCAGCAGUGGGAAAAACACAGCAGCCCGAAAAAGAUUCCUUGGAAACAGCCAUUGUCUAUAUCGACUAUACCCGAAGCGAUGACAAAUUACAGGAAAGAGCAAAGUACUCGUUUUUGAAUGGCAGGGAUAAAAAAGUUGAGGUUUCACACGCAGUGUUCACACAUCAUCAGGAAGACGAUACUUUAGCGAUGCAUGAUCUAGACUUAUAU